AUGUUCAAACGCGUGGCCAAAGCCACGAGCAAGAAGGCCGACGUCGAAGACCUCAAGGAUGCGACAGGGGAUGACACCGCCGUUGGCAUCGACAGGCUAGUCGACGAAUCUUCCAGCUCAGAAGGCGAAGACUCUGACGGCGACGAUGACGAUGACGACAGCGAGGAUGAGGAGCAGGAGCAGGAGCAGGAGCAGGACGAGAAUGUCAGUGAUGCCAAGCGUAAGCGCUCCAAGGAUCAGGAACCAGAGCAGGACGAUGCUGAGGCUCAAGUCUCGAUAGCAGAUGCCAUCCAGGAUCCCAUCUACGUCCCAACAGAGGGUGAAAAGAAGCAUGGCGUGUUUGCAUCCCGUUGCAUCGUCUGCGAGGCUGCCGUGCUCAAAACAGCCAAUCUUGUCACCGCUCAUCUCGAAGCCAAGGCGCACAAGCGACGCAUGGAACGCUUCCAAAAGUAUGUCGAGCAUCAGCUAUCAGACGCGCAGCGCAAGGCCCUCGAUGCAAGAGACGCUGUCGAGCAGAUGGACGAAUGGAAAGCAGAGCAGGACGAACUCGAACGCAAGAAGCUAGCAGAUGCUCCCCCAAGCAAGAAAGCCCUUGCCAAGAAGCAGAAAGCCGCCGAGUUCCGCCAGAAGAAGAAGGAGCAAGCAUUGAAGAGGAAGGCUAAGAAGGCAGCAGAAGAAGGCACCGAGUCGACAAAUACCAAGUCCAACGACAAGAAGACAUCAAAGACUACCAAGGCGGACAAGUCAGACAAGACUGGCUCACCAGCCAAGAAGGCCAAAUAUCAGGCGGUCUAG
Molecule: messenger RNA, 795 nt
Organism: Pseudozyma hubeiensis SY62
Lineage: Eukaryota; Fungi; Basidiomycota; Ustilaginomycetes; Ustilaginales; Ustilaginaceae
Exons: 1
Coding region: 1-795 (264 amino acids)
Source: RefSeq, a predicted model, not a curated record